Malus domestica (apple) is the source of this 834-nucleotide messenger RNA. RefSeq lists its product as uncharacterized. The record is from RefSeq and is a predicted model, not a curated record. Gene Ontology annotation, molecular function: ubiquitin protein ligase activity. Gene Ontology annotation, biological process: protein ubiquitination. Lineage: Eukaryota; Viridiplantae; Streptophyta; Magnoliopsida; Rosales; Rosaceae. Gene Ontology annotation, cellular component: cytoplasm.
GCCAUUCCUUUCCUUAUACCAAAAGGCCUCGCAGGCCAAGUCCGAACCAAAUUACCAAAAAGUACACACAAUAUAAAUAAUUCCAGGCAUUUGCAAAUCAACUAGUCCCACAUUAAGCUUCUCUAAAUAUCUUCUUUCUUUAUUCCCUUUAAUUUUCUCUACUUCUUGUUGUUAUUCUUCAAAGAUGUCAAGCAACGGAGUCUUUACCAGCUGUGAAGUAUGGCAGGAAGGCAGUGAACUUGCCGAUGACAGUUCCCCGACAAAACCCGAGUUCUUGAUCGAUAUGUAUGCUCAAUAUUCAAGGUACCCUCCAAGCUUCCACGAGUUCAAGGAGCAAUGCCACAUUCUAACAGAGAGCAUAACAUCCUGGUCUGUGAUAUCCAACAUGCUUUCGCAGGCGUCGGUUCCCCACCAAGUUCAGCCGUCCAUGAUCCAGGUGAUUUCUACUCGCGCUCGUGAAAUCGCCAGUCAUCCUGAGAACAUGAACCGCAAGACUAUUCGGAUGGUAGUGCAUCGUACAAUUGGUGAUUAUAUGUUGCAGUUUGUGCGGACAAAAAGUACAUCGAUUGAGGAGUUGGAGAGAGUUAAAAUCGAAGGCUGCGGGAAGCAAUGUGUUAUAUGUUUGGAAGAGAUGCAGUGUGGUUCUGAAGCGAUUCGCGUGCCUUGCUCGCACGAGUAUCACGAGAGUUGCAUAGUGAAAUGGCUGAAGAUGAGUCUCCUCUGUCCGCUGUGCCGGUUUGAGAUGUCUGCCAAUCCUCAUGAUAAAUUAUUUGUAGCUAGUUUUUAGAAAUUCUUUGUACAAAAAUGUGAUCAAACUCUUAUCAGAUUAUUAAA